This is a messenger RNA of Canis lupus familiaris (dog), 6396 nucleotides long. RefSeq names its product minichromosome maintenance complex component 3 associated protein (gene MCM3AP). The record is from RefSeq and is a predicted model, not a curated record. Bases 240 to 6251 code for a protein of 2003 amino acids. Gene Ontology annotation, molecular function: nucleic acid binding. Gene Ontology annotation, biological process: mRNA export from nucleus. NCBI's taxonomy places the organism in Eukaryota, Metazoa, Chordata, Mammalia, Carnivora, Canidae. The transcript is spliced from 28 exons. Gene Ontology annotation, cellular component: transcription export complex 2; cytoplasm; nucleus.
UCCGACUUCAGUUUCCCGAGCUCGCUCGCAGGUUCUGAUGGGCGACGCGGUGACGUUGGAGCGGCGGUGACGUGGAGCGGUGGUGACGAGGAGCGGCGGUGACGGUGACGUGGAGCGGCGGUGAGGAGGAGCGGCGGUGACGUGGAGCGGUGGUGACGUGGAGCAGCGGUGAGGAGGAGCCGCGGUGACGUGCGGCGGCGGCCCCCGGGGAAGGCGCCAGGGAGCGGCGACCGACCAAGAUGAACCCGACGAAUCCCUUCAGCGCGCCGCAGCCGCAGCCGCAGCCGCAGCCGCAGCCGCAGCCGCAGCCGCAGCCCGGGGCCUUCCCGGCGUCCAGCAGCGCCUCCAUAGGAACGUUUCAGGCUAAGCCGCCCUUUCGAUUCGGGCAGCCUUCUCCUUUUGGACAAAACAGUGCGUUGCCGGGGAAGACCGCGGGGUUUUCCCAGGCGUCCGGCUUUCCGACGGCCUCUGGAGGCAGCCAUUCGGCUUCUGCGCAGCCCUUAGGAUUCUCCCAGACCUCGACCGUCGGACUCUUUCCUGGCCUUGAACACGCUCCGGCUUUUGUGGCUGCGGCGGCGUCUGCAAGUUCAAGUGCGCCUGCAAACCCAGGAUUUAGUUUCAAGUCCCCCAGUUUUGGGGCCUUCCCGAGUACUUCUGCGUUUGGACCGGAAACUGGAGAAAUAGCAAGCUCUGGGUUUGGGAAAACAGAGUUUAGCUUUAAACCUCUGGAAAAUUCUGUGUUCAGACCAAUAUUUGGGGCUGAAUCUGAGCCAGAGAAAACUCAGAACCCAAUUACUUCUGGGUUUUUCACGUUUUCUCACCCAAUUAGUAGUGGGCCUGGGGGGCUGGCUCCGUUUUCUUUUCCUCAGGUGACAAGCAGUUCAGCUGCCAAUUCAAACUUUACUUUUUCAAAACCAGUCAACAGUAAUAAUUCAUCGUCUGCCUUUACCUCCGCUUUGUCAAACCAAAAUGUGGAGGAAGAGAAGAGGGGCCCUAAGGCCCUGUUUGGCGCUUCUAACAGUAGCUUCAGUAGCUUCCCCAUCUCCCCAGGGCCUCUGGCUGAAGCAUUCCCAGCUAGCAAAACGGGCGUAAGACAGGGAUGUGAAGAACGGGUUUCCCAAAUGGACCCUCAUUCCAGCCUCAUGAAGGGCCUGAAAAGGAAGGAGGAGCAGGAUCGCUCCCCAAGGAGACAUGGCCACGAUGCGGCAGAAGACUUGGACGCUCUGUCGAGGGGCGACCACCCUCCAGAUAAACGGCCCGUCCGCCUCAAUCGGCCCCGGGGAGGCACCUUGUUUGGUCGAACCAUACAGGAUGUCUUCAAAAGCAAUAAAGAAGCAAGUCGUCUGGGCAACAAAGAAUCUAAAAAGGACAUUGGCUGUGUCGAGUCUGGGGAAAAUGACCACGUGACCAUCCCAGGGGGGAGUCCGUCUGUCUUGGCACCCUCCCGGCUCCCAGGUGUGAAUAAAGAGGAAGAAACUGAAAGUAGAGAUAAAAAGGAAGAUUCUCUAAGAGGAACGCCUGGACGUCAAAGUAAAAGAAGCGAGAGCACAGACAGUCUUGGGGGUUUGUCUCCGGCUGAAAUCACAGCAAUCCAGUGUAAGAACAUCCCUGACUGUCUCAAUGACAGAAUCAUCCUGGAGAACCACUUUGGUAAAAUUGCUAAAGUGCAGCGUAUCUAUACCAGGCGCAGCAAAAAGCUUGCAGUGGUGUAUUUUUUUGAUCACGCGUCUGCAGCCCUGGCCAGGAAGAAGGGGAAAGGCUUGCAUAAAGACAUGGCUAUCUUUUGGCACAAGAAGAAAAUAAGUCCCAACAAGAAGCCGUUUUCCUUGAAGGAGAAGAAGCCAGGUGACGUGGAAGCCAGUCAUGGCCCUGAGGACACACCCUUUCAGCACUCUCCCCUUGGCAAGCCUGUGGUGAGGGCCGCAGCCGGCACCCUCCUGAAUAAAAGCUCUCCAGUGAAGAAGCCAAGUCUUCUAAAGACCCAUCAGUUUGAAGGAGACCCUUUUGACUCGGGCUCUGAGGGCUCUGAAGGUCUUGGGCCAUGUGUAUCAUCCCUUAGCACCCUGAUAGGUACCGUGGCUGAGACUUCUGAGGAGAAAUACCGCCUGCUUGACCAGAGGGACAGGAUCAUGCGGCAAGCUCGAGUGAAAAGAACCGACCUGGACAAAGCGAGGACUUUCGUUGGGACAUGCCCAGAUAUGUGUCCUGAGAAGGAGCGGUACAUGCGGGAGACCCGGAGCCAGCUGAGUGUGUUUGAAGUGGUCCCAGGGACUGACCAGGUGGACCACGCGGCAGCUGUGAAGGAGUACAGCCGUUCCUCUGCUGAUCAGGAGGAGCCCCUGCCCCAUGAGCUGCGGCCCUCGGCAGUGCUCAGCAGGACUAUGGACUACUUGGUGACCCAGAUCAUGGACCAGAAGGAGGGCAGCCUGAGGGACUGGUACGACUUCGUGUGGAACCGCACGCGGGGCAUACGGAAGGACAUCACACAGCAGCACUUAUGUGACCCUGUGACGGUGUCCCUGAUUGAGAAAUGCACCCGGUUCCACAUCCACUGUGCUCAUUUCAUGUGUGAGGAGCCCAUGUCCUCCUUUGAUGCCAAGAUCAACAAUGAGAACAUGACCAAGUGCCUUCAGAGUCUGAAGGAGAUGUACCAAGACCUGAGAAAUAAGGGUGUCUUCUGUGCCAGUGAAGCAGAAUUCCAGGGCUACAAUGUUCUACUCAAUCUCAACAAGGGGGACAUCCUAAGAGAAGUACAACAGUUCCAUCCUGCUGUUAGAAAUUCCUCUGAAGUGAAAUUUGCUGUUCAGGCCUUUGCUGCACUGAACAGUAAUAAUUUUGUGAGAUUUUUCAAACUGGUCCAGUCGGCUUCUUACCUGAAUGCUUGUCUUUUACACUGUUACUUCAAUCAGAUCCGCAAAGACGCUCUCCGAGCGCUCAACAUCGCGUACACCGUAAGCACGCAGCGCUCCACCGUCUUUCCCCUGGAUGGCGUGGUGCGCAUGCUGCUCUUCAGAGACUGUGAAGAGGCCACAGACUUCCUGAACUACUAUGGUCUCACCGUCUCUGACGGCUGUGUUGAGCUGAACCGGUCCUCGUUCCUGGAACCAGAGGGCUUAUCCAAAGCCAGGAAGUCAGUGUUCAUCACCAGGAAGCUGAGCGUGUCGGUUGGGGAAAUCGUGAACGGAGGACCACUGCCCCCUGUCCCUCGUCAUACUCCCGUGUGCAGCUUCAACUCCCAGAACAAGUACAUUGGGGAGAGCCUGGCUGCGGAGCUGUCUGUGGGCAUCCCGAGACCCAGCGUGGACGCCGGAGGUGGGGGGAAAGGAGAGGCUUGUGGUGUAGAGGCAGAUGUCCUGCCGCCCGCUCUCCUCCAGCAGCCUCUUGCUGUGCCCGCGCCCAUACCAGCUUCUCUGCCUCACCUCCCGGCACCGGCCCCGAGCGCAGCGCCUAGCCUCUUCCAGGCCCCCGGGCAGCCCCCCACGCAGCCCCCGGUGCAGCCCGAGUUGCUUCCUCCAAGGCCUGUACCUGUUUACUCUGAUGCGGACCUGGCUCAGGUGGUGGAUGAGCUCAUCCAGGAGGUCCUGCAGAGGGACUGUGAGGAGGUUGGUGCCGCCGGGGCGGCCUUCGCCAUGACAGCCCUGGGCGUUUCCAAUGCUGCUAUGGAGGAGCUAUUAACAGCUGCAACCACAGGUAUUUUGAGGCACAUUGCAGCUGAAGAAGUCUCUAAGGAAAGGGAGCGAAAGGAGGAGGAGAGGCGGCAGGCUGAAGAGGAGAGGUUGAAACAAGAGCGAGAACUGGUGUUAAGUGAGCUAAGCCAGGGCCUGGCUACAGAGCUCACAGAGCUGGUGGUGACAGAAUGUGUGAGAGAGACCUGCUCGCAAGAGUUGAAGAGUGCAGUGGAGACAGACCAGAGGGUCCGAGUGGCCCGUUGCUGUGAGGAUGUCUGUGCCCACCUGGUGGACCUGUUUCUUGGGGAAGAAAUUUUCCAGACUGCAAAGGAGACCCUCCAGGAACUUCAGUGCUUCUGCAAAUAUCUCCAGCGGUGGAGAGAAGCCGUCGCGGCCCGGAAGAAACUUAGGCGCCAGAUGCGGGCCUUCCCAGCGGCCCCCUGCUGUGUGGAUAUCAACGACCGGCUGAGGACCUUGGUGCCCAGUGCGGAGUGUCCCAUUGCUGAGGAGAACCUGGCCAAGGGCCUUCUGGACUUGGGCCAUGCAGGGAGAGUGGGCAUCUCCUGCACCAGGUUACGGUGGCUCAGAAGUCAGACAGCACACCAGAUGAAGGUUCAGCACUUCUACAAGCAACUGCUGAGUGACGCGGCAUGGGUGCCCCUGGACCUGCCGUCCCUCGUGGCCAAGCAUCUCCCUGGGAGGCGGGAACGUGUAUUUUGGAAGCUGGUGCUGGUGUUGCCUGAUGGAGAAGAGCAGGGCCCAGGGAGCCCUGGCAGAAUUUUAGCAAACUGGUUACAAGUCAAGUUCAUGGGAGGUGACGGCUCCAUGGAUGACACAGGCAGUGAGCCUGGGGGGAUUCAGACACUCGCUCUAUUUCAUGCGCUCAGCAGCAUAGGGGAUCAGACUGUUGCUGUCAACGUCUGCAUAAAGGUGGCUCACGGUGCUCUCAGCGACUGCGCCCUCGAUGCUGUGGAGACGCAGAAGGAGCUCCUGGGCGCCAGUGGGCUCAUGCUGCUGCUUCCCCCCAAAGUGGAGAGCGAGGACAUGGCGGAGGAGGACGUGUACUGGCUGUCUGCGUUGCUGCAGCUGAAGCAGCUCCUCCAGGCCAAGCCCUUCCAGCCUGCGCUUCCCCUUGUGGUCCUUGUACCUAGCCCAGGAGGGGACACCAUGGACAAGGAAGUGGAAGAUGGUCUGAUGCUGCAGGAUUUGGUCUCAGCUAAGCUGAUUUCAGAUUAUACCGUUAUUGAGAUCCCUGAUUCCAUUAACGAUUUACAAGGCACAACUAAGGUUUCAUGGGCCGUGCAGUGGCUUGUCUCCCACUGCCCCUGUUCCCUCGACCUUUGCUGCCAGACGCUCAUUCAGUAUGUGGAAGAUGGCAUUGGCCGUGAGUUCAGUGGGCGGUUUUUCCACGACAGAAGGGAGCGGCGGCAGGGUGGCCUGAUGUCGCAGGAGCCCGGAGCCAUCAUCGAGCUGUUCAACAGCGUGCUGCACUUCCUGGCCUCCCUGGUGUCCUCUGAACAGCUGUGUGACCUGUCCUGGCCUGUGACCGAGUUCGCUGAGGCCGGGGGCAGCCGGCUGCUUCCUCACCUUCACUGGAACACCCCGGAGCACCUGGCCUGGCUGAGGCAGGCUGUGCUCAGCUUCCAGCUUCCGCAGAUGGACCUCCCUCCCCCGGGGGCGCCCUGGCUUCCCAUGUGCUCCAUGGUCAUCCAGUAUGCCUCGCAGAUCCCCAGCUCUCGCCAGACGCAGCCUGUCCUACAGUCCCAGGUGGAAAACCUGCUCUGCAGAACCUACCGCAGAUGGAGGAGCAAGAGCCAUCCCCUGGAUCAGGGAUCAGGGCCCUCGGUUGCCGAGAUCCCAUGGGAUGAUGUCAUCUCUCUGUGCAUCAACCACAAGCUGAGGGACUGGACACCCCCCAGGCUUCCCGUCACAUCAGAGGCUCUGAGUGAAGAUGGUCAGAUAUGUGUAUAUUUUUUUAAAAACCAUUUGAAAAGAUAUGACAUUCCUUUGUCGUGGGAACAAGCCAGAAUGCAGACACAGAAGGAGCUACAUCUGAGUCAGGAGCGUUUGGGGAUAAAGUCUUAUCAUCCUGCUGCAAACACGUUUCCUGCUCCAUUACUGCAUGUGCACCAGAAAGGGAAGAGGAGUGUGGAGCGUGGCCCGGAGGGACGGGUUCCCAGCACGCAGGAUCUGAUGCGCGGAGCCUCUGCCCAGGAGCUCCUGGCCCAGUGCCUGUCCCGGAGUCUGCUGCUGGAGAAGGAGGAGAGCAAGAGGUUUGACGAUCAGCUUCAGCAGUGGUUGUCUGCAGACUCGGGAGCAUUUAUGGAUUCGAUGUCCCUUCCUCUCUACCUUCCUCAGACUCUGGUGUCUCUGCCUCAGAGUAUUGACCCUGUGAUGAAGACAGUGACCCCUGCUAGCCCUCAGAACAAAAGGAGAGGAGAGCAGCUGCAGUUGUCAGAGGCAACAGGCACUUCUGUAAGCGAACGGCUGAAGCACUUGGAGAGGCUGAUGCAGAGUUCAAGGGAGGAGGAAGUUGCCUCUGAGCUGCAUCUCUCUGCACUGCUGGACAUGGUGGACAUCUGAGCUGCCAGACCUGAGAGCGGGAAGGUCUCCAAAAGAUGUCUGCUUUUACUCACAAUGAUGUUAUUCAGAUGCUUGACGCACUGUUGGAAAUGUGAUGAUUAAUCAUGCAAAUAAACUAUUUGAAUGUCUCAUUAGGCCUUUCCCA